AUGAAGCUUCGCGAUAUCGAGGUCAACAUUUCCAGCGCGGACAGCCACGGACAGCUGGCCGAAUUUGCCCACGAUGCGCAGGACGAACGUACCAUCAGCUGUUACAUUGUUAGCGAGGCUGGCAAGACAUUUGCCAUCAACAUACACAAUGGGCUAGAGGGAAAGACAGUGAUUGCUGAUUGCUACAUGGACGGAGAGUAUGCAGAGGUGGAUUAUGCUAAGCCAGGAGACUGGUCGGAGCUCAGGGGAGUGUAUAUCAGCGUGUCUGAAAGCGUGGCCAUGGAGAGAGUAUUUACUUUUGCAAACAUUCAGGUCACUGACGAUGAAAGCGCUCAACACGACGUCCAAGAUCUCGGUUCCGUUGAGGUCCGGGUUUAUCGAAUAGUAAUGGGAGAAUGCUGGGCACCAGAUGCCAGUGCAGAGACCUGGGUCGGCUCCGAUAAACCUGUCAAUGAACUCAGUAAGAAGGCUGGUUUACACCGGAUUGCGUUAGCGGACGCUGCACCGGUUGAAGUUAUGGACCACAUUGACUACACCCCCAUAGAUGGGGUGGACGACCCUUAUGUCACUUUCAGGUUCAUGUAUAGGCCACGAGAUAUACUGAAGGCCCAAGGCAUCAUUCCUCUAUCCCCGAGCCCGGAGACAAACAACACCGAGUGCGCCAAUUCCAAUACUCGGCAGGUAUCAAGUUCGCCUGAAGCGGGUUUAUCCUCAGCGCCACAGCGGGCAGACAAACGACGGGCAUCUGAAUCUACUACACGAGCCGGAGAGCAGGGCCAAGCCAGUAAGAGACCGCGUCAGGCCAGUACCGAGGAGGAUGUGAAGCCGAACCUCGACGACAUUAAGCCGCAUAUCGAACACAGUCCUGAACCAGACAAUGCCAGCAUCGCCUCCGAGUCUGCAGAGCAAAUUGUACGCUACCUAUGCAUCCAGCUAGACAACGCGAAACAUGAUCUCGCGGAGAAAGAGCAAAUCGUCCGCUAUCUGGGUACCCAGCUAGAGAACGCAGAACGCGAUCUUGCAGGGAAAAGGGGCCAACGAGGCGGCAGAGUUUCCGCGAAACGCGAACAAGCGGACAGGAGUGUAUCUGCGACCUCGUCCGCUGUCAUUGACCUCACAGUUGACUGA
Rhodofomes roseus is the source of this 1128-nucleotide messenger RNA. RefSeq lists its product as uncharacterized. The transcript is spliced from 8 exons. NCBI's taxonomy places the organism in Eukaryota, Fungi, Basidiomycota, Agaricomycetes, Polyporales, Fomitopsidaceae. The record is from RefSeq and is a predicted model, not a curated record. Bases 1 to 1128 code for a protein of 375 amino acids.